UUUUCAGUAACUCUGCUCGCGAUUUGCGAAUCGUCAAAUCGUCAUUUUUGAUGAAUAAUAUUUGAUAUGUUUGAAGAACAGAUGGUUAUAAUAAUACUUGUAAAUUUUUGUAAAUAUCGAAUGUCUUGAAAUUUAUUACGUCAUAUUUUACUUUCAACGUAAAUACAAAAUGCCUCAUUUCAUAAGCACCAAAGAUGAAAUUGUACAAAACAUGGACGAUAUCAAUUCUGAUUUUGCUUCUCUUAAAGUAUCUGUUUUGAAGAAAGCUUCUCGCAUAUCAGGCGAAGUAGAUAGAAUUACAAUUGGUCCUAAUUCAAUAACAAAUGAAAAUGAAAAUAAAAAAUCAGAAAAUAUAGAAAAUGAACAAAAUUCUUGUAAUAUAACAAUUCCAAAAAAAUCUAUUCAUUCACAAAAUAAUGGUAUUACAUUUUCAGUAAAAAAAAUUCUUUUAGAAAGUGAAUAUCAAAGAAAAGAAGAAGUUCAGAAAGAAAUUGAGCGUCAUUGGCAACAUAUGAAAGAAAAUGGAAAAGUUAUACAAGAACAUAUAGCAGUAUCACGUUCACAUAUGGCUAAAGAACGUGAACGUAGAAGUAAAGAAAAUUAUGCAUACAUAUUAGCAGAAGAAAGAAUGGCAGAACAAGAAGAAAUACGAAGAAGACAUGAACGACAAAAAGAAGUUGAAGAAUAUAGGAAAGAAAUAAAAGAAAAAGAAGAAUUGACCAAAAAAAUAAUGAUUUUAAGAAAUAUGUAUGUUAAAAAAUAUCAUGACAUUAUAGAGCUUUCUGAAAAUUUUAAAGAUAAAAAUUCUUUUACACUAUCAUCUUCUUAUGCUGUAAAAUUAGAAGAAUUACAUCUUCAAAUGAAAGUUAUAGAUGAAAAAAUUAAGAUAGGUGAUAUAACAUCUGUUGAUUUAAAUAUUAUAGUAAAUCUAAUUCAUCAAAUUGAUGAAAUGUAUGGUAUGUUUAAAUCAGAGAUAGAUAGAAUAAAUGUUCAAUGCGAAAGAAAUUUAAUUGGAACAGAAAAUACAGUACAUUCUCAUAUUCAAUUACCAGUUUCAGAAAGUCAAGAACUUAAGAAUAAUCAAAUAAUUUCUGAAACAGCUAUUUCAGAACAAAUAAGUACUAAUAAUUCAGAAAAUAAUAAUUUUCAAGAAUGUGGAGAUGAAAAAAAGCAAAGAAGUUUACAAACAGAUAAUAUAUCUUCAGAUAUUUCACAAAUAACAUCACCAACUGCUAAUAUAGAAGAAAAUAUAUCAAAAACUGAAUUAGAUAAAGAUCACUUAUAUGAAUAUGUUGAUAAAGAUUUGUUAGAAACAUACAUGAAUAGUCAAAAAUUUUUUGAAAAUCAUGUAAAAAUGCUCGAUGAAUUUUUAUUAUCUGCAGCUACGAAAAAAUUUAGAUUUGAAUGUCAAAAAGCAAUAAAUAUACCUGUAAAUGCAAUAUCAGGUAUUAAUCAACAACAUCUGAAAGAUAAAUACGAAAGAUUAUAUAAUUUGCUUAUGGGAAAAUCUUGGCCGGAUGUUAAUCAAUAUCCGCAGGGUGCAGCCUUUUGUAAAAAUAUUUUAGCUAAAAAGAUAGUUAAUCAAGGUGAAACACUUGUUUCAAGUAAACCAAAGAUGGCAUUUCCUAUUGCUGCCAUAAUUGUAGCCCUUUGGAAUGAUCAUUCCGAUUUUGGUGAUCUACUUUUAUCUCAUUUUCAUAAUACUUGUCCGUUUACGGUUCCUAUUUUUAUGCCAAAAAUGGUAGGACAAUCGAAUGAAGAUUAUUACAAAUUAAUGGGUUACAAAUAUGACGAAGAUGGUACAAUUGAGAAGCAUGAUAAAUUUUUAAAAAGAAUGUCUGGUUUGAUGAGAUUAUACGCUUCUAUUACUAUCACGAUUCAAAGAAAAGGAAUUACUAAAACUAAUCCACAUGGACUUCAAAAUGCAUGGCGAUGGUUGGCUGCUAUUUUAAAUAUUGAACCACGAAAAGAAGUAUCAGAUAUAUGUGCAACUCUUUUAUUGGAUAUGCUUGAAGUUGCUGGAAAUACAUUAUGGAUUGCUUAUCCAAAACAAUUCCAUAAACUCUUAAUUUUAUUAUCGGAAGAAUAUUACCCACGUAUGAAAAAUGUAGGAUGUAUUGGCAGUGGUCCAUUGGUACGAUUAGAUGAAUUUUUGCGAAAUAGUUUAAGUAAAGGUUCAAUAGCUGCUCCUGAUGGUCAACUUCCUCCAGAUUUUUGGUGAUAUCAGUAUUAUAAAUUAAUUAUUUAAUCUGAAUUAUAUACCUUGUAAAUUUUUAGCUGUUAUUGAUAUUCGUAAAUCAUUGUCUAUAUAAUAUAAUAUAUGAGAAUUUUCUCAUGAAAAAAAAAUUUUAAACUAAUUUGUAUAUAUAAAAAAUCAUUAUUUGAAUAUCAUAUCUAUUUAUUAAACUUUCAAUGCAUGAA
Apis laboriosa (Himalayan honeybee) is the source of this 2421-nucleotide messenger RNA. RefSeq names its product nucleoporin GLE1 (gene Gle1). The transcript is spliced from 9 exons. Gene Ontology annotation, cellular component: nuclear pore cytoplasmic filaments; nuclear pore; cytoplasm. The record is from RefSeq and is a predicted model, not a curated record. Bases 170 to 2221 code for a protein of 683 amino acids. Gene Ontology annotation, biological process: poly(A)+ mRNA export from nucleus; regulation of translational initiation; regulation of translational termination. Gene Ontology annotation, molecular function: phospholipid binding; inositol hexakisphosphate binding; translation initiation factor binding. Lineage: Eukaryota; Metazoa; Arthropoda; Insecta; Hymenoptera; Apidae.